This is a messenger RNA of Taeniopygia guttata (zebra finch), 1077 nucleotides long. NCBI's taxonomy places the organism in Eukaryota, Metazoa, Chordata, Aves, Passeriformes, Estrildidae. The record is from RefSeq and is a predicted model, not a curated record.
AUGAUUUUUGGAGGUUUUUAUGGACACCAGGAGACUUCUGGAGAUGGAUUUGGGCAGGAGGAAUCCCCAACCCAAGCCAUUCACACCUUGGUUUUCCUCAAACCAGGAUUUCCCACUCCCAAACUUUGGCUGGAUGGAGGAGGAGGCUGUGAGGAAGAGGAAGAUGCCCUGGGACACCCAGGCAGAGCAGGAGCUGAGGAUGGAGACCAGGGAGGAGAAAUCCCCCCAGCAGAACAUCGUGGAAGAGGCUGUUUUGAGUGGCUCCAUGGCAGAGGAAUCGAAUGGGGAGGAAAAACCCUGGAGAUCCUGCACGAGGAGGGGCUGCAAACCCAGCCCAGGGUGUCUAAGGAGGAAAGUCCCACCCUGUGCCAGGAAGGUGGACAGAGUUUCAGCCAGGGAUCAGAGCUGGUGGUCCCUGAGCAGCUUCAUGACAGGGAGAGGCCCUGUGAGUGCCUGGAGUGUGGGAAGAGCUUCAGGAAGAGUUUUGACCUGAUCUGCCACCAGAGGAUCCACACUGGGGAACGGCCUUACGAGUGUGGGGAAUGUGGGAAAAGCUUCAGCCACAGGUCCGACCUGAUUGUCCACCAGAGGUUCCACACUGGGGAGAGGCCCUGCGAGUGUCCUGAGUGUGGGAAGAGGUUUCACACCAGCUCCCAUCUCCUUGUACAUCAGCGGAUUCACAGACAGGAGAGGCCCUUCCGCUGCCCCGACUGCGGGAUGGGCUUCAAGCACAGCUCCACCCUCGUCACCCACCGGCGCAUCCACACCGGGGAGAGGCCCUACGAGUGUCCCCGGUGUGGGAAGAGCUUCUCAGACCGCUCAUUCUUUACCCGGCACCAGCGGAGGCACCGGUAAGGGAAGCCCUGCGAGAACCCCGCCUGCAGGAAGAGCUUCGUGCGCUGCUCCAGCUCCAUCCCCAUCAGAGGACCCACCCUGGUCAGAGCCCUGGUGACCCACAUGCCCUGUGAUACACAGAGGGAAGUGGCUGCUGUUAUUUUAUUUUGCCUCUUAUUAUCUUUUAUCGUCCUCCCUUCCAAACACAGAAAAUUGGGGUAAAAAUCAACAAAUUCAUCAAAG